Messenger RNA from Quercus robur (English oak), 2390 nucleotides. Its product is annotated as probable LRR receptor-like serine/threonine-protein kinase At1g56130. The record is from RefSeq and is a predicted model, not a curated record. Gene Ontology annotation, molecular function: protein binding. NCBI's taxonomy places the organism in Eukaryota, Viridiplantae, Streptophyta, Magnoliopsida, Fagales, Fagaceae. Bases 186 to 2141 code for a protein of 651 amino acids. The transcript is spliced from 19 exons.
AGAGAGAGAGAGAGAGAGAGAGAGAGAGAGAGAGAGAGAGAAUUGGUCCUUUGUUGGAGUCUUUAUCAAUUUUUAAAUUUGCAGCCAGCCUUGCUUUGUCCUCUCUCACUCUUUUGCGUUUAUAUUUGUGUGUGUUUGUGUCUGAUCAUGUGCAUGUGUGUGUCGUUUGCUGGUGCUUCUCAGUAAUGGAGUUAUGCAGAAUCUAUUUCCUUCUUUUUUGGGCUUUUCAGCUUGUGUAUGCACAAAAAACAACUGAUCCUAAUGAAGUGGACGCUCUCAAUAAGAUUAUAAUUCACUGGAACUUAAGUGGAAAAUUGAAUCUCACCACAGACCCUUGUAGCCAGAAUGCCUCAUGGGCUCCUGAAAAUGCGAAUCCCCGCGUCGCUUGUGACUGCACUGGCAGCACCUGCCACAUCACUAACCUGAAGAUAUAUGCUUUAGACAUUUUUGGUGAAAUACCCCAAGAACUAUUUCUGCUAAAGGAGCUAAUGGACUUGAAUCUGGGUCAAAAUGUACUGAGUGGGCCCUUACCAGCUGAAAUUGGACAACUAUCAAAGAUGCAAUACCUUAGCCUAGGCAUAAACAAUCUGACAGGUCCAGUGCCUCCAGAGCUUGGCAAUUUAAACAAGUUGAUUUCCCUAAGUUUUAGCUCAAACAAUUUCAAUGGAACAUUACCCAUGCAGCUUGGAAUGUUGACCUCCUUAAAGCAGCUGUACAUUGAUAGCAGUGGAGUAAGUGGACCAAUACCACAAGAACUUGCAAACUUAAAAGCCCUUCAAACUCUAUGGGCAUCUGAUAAUGGCUUUACUGGAAUUCUUCCAGAAUUCUUUGGGAAUCUUACAGAACUGAUAGACCUUCGACUUCAAGGUACAUCACUUGAAGGCCCAAUCCCAGGAAGUUUUGGUGCUCUAACAAAGCUAGUGAACCUGAGAAUUGGUGAUCUAAGUAAGGAGGACUCUACUCUUGAUUUCUUGGAGACCCAAACAAGUUUGUCCAUACUAUCUCUAAGAAACUGCCGAGUGUCUGGUGAAAUUCCAGAGCGGAUUGGCACAUUUGCUAAGUUGCAAUACCUGGACUUAAGCUUCAACAAGUUGACAGGCCAAAUACCAAACUCAUUCCAAAAUUUUUCUUUAUUGCAAAAUUUAUAUCUUGGAAACAACAACUUGAGUGGAGAUCUGCCUUCAAAUAUCAUAAGUCCCGACCUCAUGGCAUUAGAUGUCUCUUUCAAUCCCAUCUCCGGAAAUUUACCUCCAAAUUUCGCAAAAGUAGGAUUUUCAAUGAAUGUUCUCAGGACAUCCAUCAAUGCAAAUAGUUUACUGGACAGGAAGGCAAUUGGGAUGCUGCAAUGCCUCCAAAACGAGUGCACUAACCAAGUUCAAGCCUCUUCAUUUUCUAUUAAAUGUGGAGGCAUGGAACAAACAUCUUCAUCUGGCAUCAAAUUUGAUAAUGAUUCUGAAAGUCUGAGAGCUGCUUCACUGUACACAAACUCUAAUGAUCAGUGGGCAGUAAGCAACACUGGAAACUUCAUUUCCAAUCCAAAUGGACCUCAAUAUAUAGUAACGACUGAAACCCAAAUAACCAAUACUUUAGAUUCCGAAUUAUAUAAAACAGCAAGGAUUUCAUCAAGCUCACUGAGGUACUAUGGCCUCGGUUUGGAGAAUGGAAAGUACAAUGUUGAGCUUCACUUUGCAGAGAUAACAAUGGAUGAUUCUCAAUCCUGGAAAGGUCUCGGGAGGCGAUUAUUUGAUAUUUACAUUCAGGGUGAGAGAGUUGUCCAAGACUUCAACAUUCAGAAAGAAGCUGGAGGAUCCAAAAGAGCCUUGAUCAAAACAUUCGAGGCCAAUGUAACAAAAACAAUCAUUGAGAUCCACUUCUUCUGGGCUGGAAAAGGCACUUGCUGCAUCCCAUUUCAGAGCACAUAUGGACCGUUAGUGUCAGCAAUCCAUGUUUAUCAAGCCUCUAAUGCUGGCUUUUCUGCCAAACGGGACAAGAAGCGCGUAGGAAAACUUUUUGGAAUAGCAGUUGGAAGUGCAGCUGGUUUUUUGAUAAUGUCAUCCAUAUUCUACUUAUGGUGGAUUAAGGAUAAAUCCGGACACAUGCAAGUACACACAAACUCACCAAGCAAGGGAUAUUUCCAUUAACAUGGUCCCAAUUGAUGCUGUUUAAAAAAGCUACAUGUUGGCUUUGUGUGCUUUUUUCGUUGUCAAGAAUCAUUUUCCCUGUCUUUAAAAAAAUAGGUUCCUCUUUAGUGAUCCUAAAGCUUUCUAGCAAAGUAUGAUGGUUGUGAUCAAGGAAGGCCAUCUACUUGAUAUGAAACCUGAUGUAAAUUGGAUGGGAAAACUAGAUUGUCAACUAUUGAAAUGGGUUAUGAAGUCAACAUCUUAGUUUCA